Molecule: messenger RNA, 2612 nt
Organism: Anthonomus grandis grandis
Lineage: Eukaryota; Metazoa; Arthropoda; Insecta; Coleoptera; Curculionidae
Exons: 5
Coding region: 239-1828 (529 amino acids)
Source: RefSeq, a predicted model, not a curated record
UGUGGGUUGCGCUCGAGUCGAAUGUUCUGUAGUUUGUUUACCUGAAAGCCGUUCCGUGGUUCCGUUUAGCGUUAGUUCAGUCUGUUGGGUCACGGGAAAUUUGAGUUAUACGCCGGUGAACUUAUUUUUAAUAGAAUAGUUUAAUUAAAUCUGCUAUAAUUUUAUAAUAGAAUUACAUUUUUAGUCACAGUGGCCUUAAAAUAUAUUUAGAUAAAUUUGUUAAGAACUUGACAAAAAAAUGAGUGAUACCGUUAAAGAUCUCUCUUUAAAUAACUCAAACGACUUAAUUGAGGAGAAUUUUAAAAGUUGUUUUGCUCGUAGUGUUGCUGUUAAUUCACAGCGGAACAGUUCAAGCGAUAGUUUUUCUGUGAAUUGUGAAGGUGAUGAAGAUAAUAAGCAUAUACUUGAAAAUAGUUCUUCUACCCAAGAUUCACAAUUCCGAUUUAAAAAGAACUACCGUCCACAUUUAGAAGAAAACAGAAGAUUUUCAUGCGGAAGUAUAAUUCAGAAAACAGCACCUGCGUCCUUUUUUUCACAACAGCCUAAAAGAAACGAAAUACCUGUCGAGAGUAUCUACAAUCAAAAUAAGAUUGAAACAUUGCAGUGGCAAAUAAAAGAGAUUGAAAAGAGUCGGGAAAUGUAUAAAGCUGUAUUAAAACAAGUAGUGACUUUUCUUGAAAAGGCCUAUGUUAGUUUGGAACACUUAGGUGCCCGACUUAAUACAAAAAAGUCAGUGACGAGAUCAAAAAGUGAACAUUACAUUUUCGAUGAAAGUGAUAAUUGCAGUGUGAGCAGUAAAAGAAGUUUAGUUGAGGAGCCUUUUAAUAAUUGGAAUCCUUCCCAGAAACGACAAGAUUGCAAUCCUAAUGAAGUACCUCCAGAAAAACUAUCCCAGGAAGCGUUUCGCCUUCUUAGAACCGCCCAGUCGUUACUUAGCACACAAGAACCAAAGCUUAGCUCAUCGGACAGCAUUCCUGACGUACCAUCUGAUGUAGAAUUUCUACAACAACUAGCAAAAGAAUUUCCCUGCGAAAGUGCAAAGCCUCAGAGGUCCAGUAGUUUUAAUUUAAGUCCAAAACUUAUUUUGCCCGAGAGCGAGAUUAGCAUUUCUAUGGCGUUAAACAGAAAAUUGUCGCUACAACUAAAUGAGUACCGACGCAACUCGGAAUCGUCUAAGAAUUUCAAAAAUUCAGCCGGGUCUGACAUUGAUGAAAAUGAUUGUUAUUUCCUAGGACCAAGAGUAGACAAGCUCGAAAGAAAUUCGCAAACUAGUGAUUCCAUAAGAAGUUCUGGAAAUGAAUUUACGGAGAAUAAGUUUAAAUGCGUAAAGGAACAGUUAAAUCCUGGAUCCCUUGCUACGGCUAGUAUUAGUUCGACAGAAGAUGAGAGUGGGUUCUCUUCAAUGAAUUCAUUUCAGGAUAUUGGAUUGCCUCUAAUUAAUUCGACAGGUUUAGAAGAUGUUUCAGCCCGUAGCGUACUUUUAAAAAGUAUGCUUCACAAUAACUGCGAUACCCUCAUAGAAGGCACUAUUUUACCUCUCCUCGAAAGUUCUUCUACGAAGACCCAAUACUUAGGUAGAACAUGUGAAAAAUAUAAAAAGCCUAUGGAUAAAGACAGUUUACUACAGGAAGAGAAGGAAAGAUGUAAAUUAAAUGACAUUAAGUUAUGGCAAAAAUGUCCACUUGAAAAACCUUCGACGACUGCAAUUUCAAGCAUUUCUAAUUCUGGACUUACAACACCUCUUAGUUCUAGAGGAAACCAUCAAAGAUGGCAUUCAACUCCUGAACAAAAAGAUAGUAAACAAUUACUCAAAGUUCUUUGGGUUUAGAGCCUAAACAAGUAGUUUACGCUAAUAUAAAAUCUAAGUGCAUAGGAAUUAGUUUACGUCUAUUAUCCUAUAAUCUCUAAGUUAUUGUAAGAUUUUUAAUGAUGUAAUUGUUUAUUUGUUAAUAAAAACGUAAUAUUUUGAAUGAUAUAAAAACAUUAUAAUUCAGAUGAGACAUUGAAAGAUAAUAAUAUAUUCACCCAUAACCAAUUUCAUUAUUACAACAGCCAUUAUACAGGUUGGAGAAUUAAGAUUACAAAUUGUCACGGCAAAAUCACGGUAUCACUGAUUUCUCUCGUGGAUGAACCGCCGCCUCUGAUCGUCCAAUAGGUAUUUGCUGUUUUUGUUUUUAUAAAAUAAAAAUAAUGAUACAUGCCUCAUUUUGCUGUUUGACUGCACACUGAACUAUUGAAUUAACUUUUUUCAAAUUAUUAAAUAGUUUUAUAGAGGAAAUUCGGCAGUACAAUGUGGGGAUUUGUUUUCAAUUACAUUUAAAAAUAGACUGAUUCCCUGCAAUAAAAAAAACAAUUUUAAAUGUGGUUUCAAAUUUUUAGAUAUCCUUUUAUCUUCAAAAUUAUUAUAAAUGCCACGUUAAAGUACGAGAGGAACUUCUAUGGAAAAUGAGCAAGACUGGCUGGAAGAACAUGGACUUGAUUAUAUUGAACUAGAUUAAACAGGAUCAAGUAGAAGUAUCGGAGAGGAAGUGGGUAUGGACCAUGAAACUAUUACCAUUAUUUCGAAAAAACAUGGGUAUAAAUGUUUAAAAUGUUCUAAACCUUAUGAGAUA